GUCCGACGCACGCGCGCCGCCGCGAACCAUGCUUAGUUAAAUUAUGUGUAAUAGUGUUAAUUAUAUGGUUGUGAUUCCAUAGAUAUUUUGGAUUUAAAUAAAAUAUAGAAUCUAGUCAAAAUGUUCAGCACAGACUUCGAUGACUAUUGUGAUUUCAACGAUAGUAUUUGUAGCAACGACUCCGGCUUCGAGAGGUCUUACAACGACACACUUACCACGACACCUACCACUCCUUUGAAGCAAGAUCCGAGCGACCUGGGCAUAUCACUCACACCAGGUAAAGAGAGUCAUGCAAGACGAAAACUCUUUAGUGAAGAAUACGAUUACCCUUUCAAAGACUCAAUAGAAACUAUAAAAGCUUUUGAAGAACAUUUAAAACCAACAAACAACACGUCAACGCCAAAGAAAGAAAGAAAAGCAAAAGACCCAAAUAAACCCAAAAGAAAGUAUGCAAAUGGAAAAAACAGAGUAACGCGAUGCAAAAGUCCGACACAAAUAUUGAAAAUAAAAAGAAAUAGACGGAUGAAAGCCAAUGAUAGAGAACGAAAUAGGAUGCACAUGUUAAACGAAGCUCUUGAUAGACUGAGAUGUGUUUUACCCACAUUCCCUGAAGAUACAAAGUUAACCAAAAUCGAAACGUUACGAUUUGCUCACAAUUAUAUUUUUGCACUAAGUCAAACUUUGGAAUCUUUAGACAACAUCAAUUCAGGUCAAAUUCCAGCAGACGGUCUAGCACUAUCUUAUGAAAAAAUACAAAAUUAUUCCAUAGCCGGAGAGAAAGUCACCAAAGAUGCAUUCAGAGACAUGUUUUUCGUGCCGAACAAAUCUGAUUUUGAUGAGACCAGGAAUCAUGGAUGUGGAAAGCCCUUUACUAAUGGAACUCAUUUCAUGCAAACUCCAGAAGGUGUACUUAUCAGUGUCGGUAAUGUCACAGUAUCAGUUAACAAUAAAGGUGGAAAUUGCAUAACUUCGACUACUGGUACAGGAUUUUUCACACAUCCUGCAACUUACGGUGACAACAUGAUACCAAAUAACUACUAUGGAAGACCGUAUGGACCUUGUAACUACAAUGAAACUUACUACGAUACAGGGAACGGACAGGAAGAGUACUUUAAUCAAAAGAACUACGAAAUCUUCAAAAACGCUUUUGAUGAUGCCAAGAAUAAACGUUACGGGAAAAAUGACGAUUAUAGUUAUGUAAAAAGUUCAAAUUCAUUGUUAGAAUACAAUCAAAUGAGCAGUUUUAGUAAUGUCAACGAAUAUACACAAAGUAAUUAUUAUUACGAAGAUCAAAGAUUUUACAGAAAUUCCUAUAACAGGGUACAAACUGCUGUAAACGCUCAAAUGUAGUGAUGUAAUAAUAGUUUUGAAUGUAUGUAAAAAGAAAAGUAAGAUAAAGCUUGAAAUUGACAUUUAUAAUGCAGAUACCUAUUUUAGUUAUAUCUGGUUUAUAAUGCAAGUAUUUUAAAUUUAGAACUCUGGAGAAUAUCAUGAUAAUAUUUAUUUAGGAAUAUUCAGCAAAAAUAUAUGAUGUGAUAUAGCAAAUUGUAUGCAAAUUCAUAACUCUGUACUGUAUACUAGUCUUGUAAAAAAUAUUUUGAUAAGGCAAAAGCUUUAUAUUUAGGAUAUACAAUA
Molecule: messenger RNA, 1635 nt
Organism: Manduca sexta (tobacco hornworm)
Lineage: Eukaryota; Metazoa; Arthropoda; Insecta; Lepidoptera; Sphingidae
Gene: tap
Product: basic helix-loop-helix neural transcription factor TAP
Exons: 2
Coding region: 121-1350 (409 amino acids)
Molecular function (GO): protein dimerization activity
Source: RefSeq, a predicted model, not a curated record